AUGCGGCCAAACAAAGAAAAAGUUGACGAACAAUUGGUCUCGCUCACUCUUCCUCCAUGAGCGAACAAAAAAUUAUAAUCGUUCACAGAGGGGGUCAAAUUUUUUUUUAAAAAAUCGAAAUUCUCAAGUAAAAAUUAAUUUAAUGUUUUAAAAAUUUGUAUGCACACGCUCAUUCAAAAUUACAGAAUUAUAUUAAAAAAUAAAUUUAUUCGUUACAGAGAUGGUUUCUGCCAAAAAAAAUAGAAAUUUUUCCAAUGUUUUGUUCGCUCACAGAAGGGAAGAGUCAGAACAAAGUACUUAAAUAAUCAAAAAAUCCUAAAAUCGUUGCAAGAAACUUAUAUAAAAUGAUCAGAUGACCUAUUAAGAGUUGACGAAAAAAUCGCGAGACUUGAAACUGGGAUUCAGCAAGACAUGAUCGAAGUACGGAAAAAUGACAAAAAAAUAACUAAGCUUAAAGAAGAUAUAGAAGAAAGAAAAACAAUAAACCUUCCUGAGAAAAAUCAAAUCAGAGAUCUUAGUGGCUUAGUUAAAGCUUCUAAAAGCAUCUUUUCAUCAUCAGCAUUUGCAAAAGAAGACCGUCUAAGCGCUAAACGCAAUAUCUCGCUAUUAGGAAAGCCAGGAGAAAUUCUAUUAGAAAUUGCUAAUAUUUCAGAAAAAGUAGUAAAUUUGAAGAAAAACAUUGUUGACCUUAAAAGAGCCCAAAUUGAGCUAAGUGAAGUAGACGGCGCCGUCAAAAAAAUAAAAGAGCUUGACUAUUUACGGUCAGAAAAAGAAAAAUUCCAAGAAAAAACAGUCCUUGUUAAGUUCACUAAUUUAUUAGGAGAAGAAGAUUCCUGCUAUUUCCCUAUCGUCAACAAUGAUGGAUACCAAAUUACUUUUUCUGAGCUUCUCAACAAUGCAAGCAGAUACUGAAAUUUGUUCGGCCAAGGCUGCGUUUUGGUAGAUAAAGAAUAUACAGUGUGGCCUGGAACAGCUAUUGUAGAAGAUGAGGCUAAAAAUUCUAAUAGAGAAAUCUGAAUUAUGACAAAAGAAGAAGCACACUAUUAUAAGGUAAAAGGAAAUAUUGAAGAAGGCAAAGAACGAAUCCCUGAUGAAGCUGAAAGUGAAAGCGAAGUGCUAGGCGUUAUGCUAAAUUAUAGAUAAGCUCACUGUGAGGUGCCUUUUAGCCCUUAUUCUCAUCUUGAGCUUAAGGUUCGCAUUUCAUGACAUCGUGAAUGUAUCUCCUAUUGGCGAGGCUUGCAUUUGUUAUCCAGAAGUCAGAUGCUUUUUGCUUCUGUGUAGAGCGUCAACAGACUGUCAGCCAUUGAAAAAUCAAAAGUUGAAUUUUCAGGUCGACUCUUGCCAAAAAUUGAAAUUCGAACCCUGGACGCAACUCCCAUUAUCGUUCUGGCUGGUUGGCUAUGAAACUAACUUCACACUGCUUAGAUAUCUAUUUCAACUUUUGCACACUCUUCCCCAUAUGAGAAAAACUUGUCACUGGACAGAGCUUGGGCUGAUUAUUCAGCACUCUAUCUGCGCCAAGAGAAUUACGCCGGAUAUACACAUCAGACUCCAACGAACUUCCUUAUGGCCACCUGCACUCUGUUGGAUAUUAUCUGCAGGAGUUAGGAAGGUGGCUGAUUCAUAACCCCAUUAAUGAAUUUUAAAGCGAAGCCGACAAUGAAGAAGACAAAGUUCACUACGACGAAGAUUGAGAAACCAAACUUAAAGAAAAAGAAGAGGCUUUAAAAGCAGAUAAAGAGAGAAACAUGGGCUUAUUGAGAAUAGAGAGAUUAAGGCAUAUGAAUGUGCUAAACUUGCUGGUUUAUAUGCUGUUUAUUGUAUUGUUUACAUGAAAUAUCAACGAAUGGAAAAACACAACAACGUUUUAUUAUACUAGGCUUGGAAUUAUUAAUUUCCUGCUGAUGUACCCUUUUCCAGUUAACUCUUCAAAUUUUAUGACUUUUAGUAGCAUUCAGCUGCCAAGUGAUUUAGAGUCUUAUUUGACUGGGACUUUUGUGAGUGGGAUAUGACAGGACACAAAAUACAAUAAUGACCCAAUGACUAAAAAUGAGCUUAAUUACGUCGCCUAUGUGUAUAAGCUAGUUGGCCCUAUAAGAGUCGUUCAAAAACGGGUCAAAACUAAUAGCUGCUCACACAGUAUGUACAAAAUAAUAGGAAGAAGUGACACAAGCUGCUAUAGUGAUUAUUCUGACUCUGUGGAAGACACUUCUCCUAUUGUCAUAAAUGACGCUUCCGUGAGUUCUGUAGAUUCUUCAUGAUUAAAAUAUACUCAUGAUAGUGGUGCUAGAACUGUGACUGGAGAAAGACUAAGCUACCAACUUGAAGGGUAUAUGGCUUAUAUUAGAUCAAAUCUCACUAUGGAUGAAGCCCAAAAAAAUAUCAGUUUUAUUAUUAGCGACUGAAUUAACUAUCAGACCCGAUUAUUAGCUUUCAAUAUUAAUCUCUGCAACAACUUCGCUGAUGUGUGCUCCUCAGUAGAUUUACUGUUCGAAUUCACAGCAAGUGGCUUAGUAUUGCCGAAAGCUUAUGUGUAUGUUUAUAGGGUAUAUGUGAAUUGGACCUCUUCAGACAUAGUAAGAAACGCUUUCGAAGGUGUUAUAGGCAUUAUUAUGCUUUAUUUUAUUAUUGAUCUAAUAUGAAGGGUUCGUAAAGAGGGCUGAAAACUCACAUUCUUGAGCUUUUGAACUGCAGUUAGGAUUCUUCUCAUUAUUAUGCUGAUUAUAAAAGUAACUUUGCUUAUAGCUUACAGCCAGCGUGAUGAGGUUUUGAAUUUCCAAUCAAUAAAUGACGAAUUUGUAGACUAUGAAAAAUUGGGUUAUUUUUUUAACACUACAAAUAAUUUUAUUGGAGUGACCUCAUUCGUAGCAUUUUUUUUUAUAUUAAGUUUUUUGCAGCAAUCAAAAAGCAUGAAAAUUAUAUGGGGAACUUUAAGGGAGUCUCUUCGUAGGCUAGUCUUUUUCUUUUCAGUUUUUAUUUUAAUUAUGACUGGAUGGCUGCUUUUAGCGUAUCGUGGAUUUGGCCAAUAUUCAAUCGAGUAUAAAGAUUAUGGGACAACUCUUAAUACACUGCUACAGAUGCUUUUUGGAAACAUUGAUUUUGAUACAAUUUGGCAAAUUCAGCCAGUUUUUGCUUCAAUUUUUUUCGUUUUAUUUAUUUUCUUGACAUUUUUUGUAAUGUUGAAUAUCUUUUUAGCAAUUAUCAACGAAUCUUAUGACACUUAUUAUAAGAAAUUCAGUACUGAUGAUAAAAAGGAUGAAAUUUUGAUUAUUUUUGGGCUGAUUUUUAAUGCAAUUAAGUACGGGCUGUUCGUUUACCCAUAUAAGUUUGUGACUUGCCAGAAGUUAAAGAGAGAAAAAUUACGGAUGAAUGAAAUAGAUAACGACGCAUACUCAGCAGCAGAUAACUCAACCUCAAGAGAUAACGUAAGCGAAAGAUCAAUUACAAGGAAAUACUCUCUUUAA
Messenger RNA from Blepharisma stoltei, 3464 nucleotides. The record is from the annotation of a GenBank genome assembly. NCBI's taxonomy places the organism in Eukaryota, Ciliophora, Heterotrichea, Heterotrichida, Blepharismidae.